GUUUUGAUUUGUUUUGGUCAGUGAUGGCAGGAUUUGCAUGAACUGGGACUACAGAAAAUGGUCUAUAAGUUUGAAGAAUUACUGAUGUUUUUUCUGUCCAAUUUCUCUUAUCAGUGUUGCUUGUAACAAUCCUGGUAGUGGAAGGCAUUGCCGUUGCACAGAAGACACAAGGUGGGCAAAACAUUGGAGUGAAUCGCAUUCCUCCCACUCAGUGUGACAACUGGGUCCGGACCAGUAAUGGAGGACAUUUUGCUUCACCAAACUACCCAAACAUGUACCCACCCAAUCAAGAGUGCAUCUAUAUCUUAGAAGCUGCUCCACGACAAAGAAUUGAGUUGACCUUUGAUGAACCCUAUUACAUAGAACCCUCAUUUGAAUGUCGGUUUGAUCACCUGGAGGUUCGAGAUGGACCUUUUGGGUUCUCCCCUCUCAUUAAUCGUUACUGUGGUCUGAAAAGUCCUGCACUAAUUAGAUCAACAGGGAGAUUUAUGUGGAUCAAGUUUAUUUCUGAUGAGGAGCUGGAAGGAAAGGGAUUUCAAGCAAAGUACUCAUUUAUACCAGAUCCUGACUUCACUUACCUAGGAGGUAUUUUAAAUCCCAUCCCAGAUUGCCAAUUUGAGCUCUCAGGAGCUGAUGGAAUAGUACGUUCCAGUCAAGUAGAACAAGAAGGAAAAACAAAACCAGGACAAGCAGUUGACUGUAUCUGGACAAUUAAAGCCACUCCAAAUGCUAAGAUCUAUAUGCGAUUUCUGGACUAUCAAAUGGAGCAUUCCAAUGAAUGCAAAAGGAACUUUGUGGCUGUGUAUGAUGGGAGCAGUUCCAUUGAAAACCUGAAGGCCAAGUUCUGCAGCACGGUGGCCAAUGAUGUCACGCUGCAGACAGGGACAGGAGUGGUGCGGAUGUGGGCAGAUGAAGGCAGCAGACUGAGCAGGUUCAGAAUGCUCUUCACUUCCUUUGUGGAUCCUCCCUGCUCAGGCAACACUUACUUCUGUCAUAGCAACAUGUGCAUCAAUAAUUCUUUAGUCUGCAACGGCAUUCAGAACUGUGCAUACCCUUGGGAUGAGAAUCACUGCAGAGAAAAGAAAAAAGCUGGAUUGUUUGAACAAAUCACCAAAACCCAUGGGACAAUCAUUGGCAUCACAACAGGGAUAGUUUUAGUUCUUCUCAUCAUUUCAAUUCUAGUGCAAGUAAAGCAACCUCGCAAAAAGGUUAUGGCUUGCAAAACUGCCUUCAAUAAAACUGGUUUCCAGGAAGUUUUUGAUCCUCCUCACUAUGAACUGUUCUCACUAAGGGACAAAGAAAUUUCUGCAGAUUUGGCAGAUUUAUCAGAGGAACUUGAAAACUAUCAGAAACUGCGCCGCCCUUCAACAGCUUCCAGAUGCAUUCAUGACCACCACUGUGGCUCCCAGGCCUCCAAUAUCAAACAGAGCAGGACCAACCUGAGCUCCAUGGAACUGCCCUUCCGCAAUGACUUUGCGCAGCCCCAGCCCAUGAAAACAUUUAACAGCACAUUCAAGAAAAGCACUUACACUUUCAAGCAAGCUCAUGACUGCCCUGAGCAGGUGAUAGAAGACAGGGUGAUGGAGGAGAUUCCAUGUGAAAUUUAUGUCAGAGGAAGGGAAGAUACAGCACAAGGUUCAUUAUCUAUUGACUUUUAACUUCCUGCUGAAGGUGGUAUCAGUGUAUAUACAAAAUGCUCGUGUACAAUGACAGUGUAUAUAUUAAAAGUGUACCAUAUGCAGCGUGUGAGAUGCACACACUUUUAGCUUAUUAUACUUCAUUUCAGAAAACAAAAUCAGUCUUCAUAAUUAAUUCUUGCUGAAAAAGUGGUGGAUUUCCCCAAGCUACCUAUCUAGUGGAGAAGUAAGAUGGAGACUUUGCAUGGAAAUUUUAAGAUAGGAUGUUGGAAGAAAAAAACCCUACAACUACUAAUCAUUGAACAGUGAAAGCAAUGACUACUAUUCUCUUCUUCGUACCAUUUUCUCUUCUUUAGAUGUCUGCUUUUCAAGACAGUUUUAAUACCUCACUUGCAUAAAUAAAAGUAGUUAAGUGUA
Cyanistes caeruleus (blue tit) is the source of this 2054-nucleotide messenger RNA. NCBI's taxonomy places the organism in Eukaryota, Metazoa, Chordata, Aves, Passeriformes, Paridae. The record is from RefSeq and is a predicted model, not a curated record.